AUGCUGUUACGCUUCUCUCCAUUCAACUCAAAGGCACUUAUUAUCAAUACCCAUCAUCACCUCUUAUACCAUUCCAUCACUACAACACCAAAAAUUUCAUCACAACUAUGCAAAACCUUAAUCCAAUCAAAACUACUUCAUCAACAAUACAUCGUACACGGUCAUACCUUAAACUACACAAACAUCACCAACCUCAUAUCCAAUUACAUUUCCUCAAAUUCCACCACAAACGCCAUUUUACUUCUAGAAAGCCUCACACCAUCUCACUCAUCAGUUUUCUGGUGGAACCAACUUAUACGACAUGCACGUCACCACAAUUCCCCUCACAUUGCUUUGACUCUUUUUUGUCGUAUGAAAACACUUAAUUGGACACCUGAUCAUUACACAUUCCCGUUUGUUUUCAAAGCAUGCGGUGAAAUUUCGCAUUUCAAUCUCGGCGGUUCGAUUCACGGUUCUGUACUUCGAUCAGGCUUUGAUUCUAAUGUAUUUGUUUGUAAUGCGGUUGUUUCGAUGUAUGGUAAAUGUAAUGCGCUUAUUUAUGCGCGUAAGGUGUUUGAUGAAUUGUGUGAUAGAGGGAUCUGUGAUUUGGUGUCGUGGAAUUCGAUUGUGUCGGCUUAUUCACAUUGUUUUGUUCCGAAAGUCGCGGUUUUGCUUUUUCGUGAAAUGACGGUGAGUUAUGGGUUGUUGCCGGAUGCGGUUGGUGUUGUUAAUAUCCUUCCUGUUUGUGGUUUUCUUGGUUUGGGGUUGCUUGGGAAACAGGUUCAUGGUUUUGGUGUUAGAACUGGAUUGGUUGAUGAUGUUUUUGUUGGGAAUGCUUUGGUUGAUAUGUAUGCGAAAUGUGGGAAAUUGGUGGAUGCUAAUAAGGUUUUUGAGAGGAUGGGGUUUAAGGAUGUUGUUAGUUGGAAUGCUAUGGUUACUGGGUAUUCUCAAGCGGGUAGAUUUGAGGAUGCACUUUCUUUGUUUGAGAAAAUGAGGGAAGAGAAAAUUGAGUUGGAUGUUGUUACUUGGAGUUCUGUUAUUUCUGGGUAUGCUCAGAAAGGGUUUGGUUGUGAAGCAAUGGAUGUGUUUAGGGAAAUGUGUGGAUGUGGCUGUCGUCCUAAUGUGGUUACUCUCGUGUCGUUGCUUUCUGGUUGUGCGUCAGUUGGAGCACUGCUUCAUGGAAGAGAAACUCAUUGUUAUGCAAUUAAAUUUAUUCUCAACGGAGGUGAUUAUGAUGAUGAUGAUGAUUUGAUGGUGAUUAAUGCUUUAAUUGAUAUGUAUGCUAAGUGCCAGAGUUUAGAAGUGGCUCGUGCAAUGUUUGAUGAAAUAUGUCCUAAAGAUAGGGAUGUGGUGACUUGGACUGUGAUGAUUGGAGGAUAUGCUCAGCAUGAUGAUGCCAAUCAUGCCCUGCAGCUUUUCUCUGAAAUGUUUAAAUUUGAUAACUGUAUAGUUCCUAAUGAUUUUACUAUAUCUUGUGUGCUCAUGGCUUGUGCUCGUUUGGCGGCUUUGAGGUUUGGUAGGCAAAUACAUGCUUAUGUGUUGAGAAGAAGUCGUAUUGAUUCAGAUGUUCUGUUUGUAGCUAAUUGUCUCAUAGCCAUGUAUUCUAAGUCUGGAGAUGUAGAUACUGCUCGAGUUGUUUUUGACAACAUGCCAAAGAGAAACGCCGUCUCAUGGACCUCGUUACUUACGGGCUACGGAUUGCAUGGACGCAGCGAAGAUGCUCUCUGUGUUUUUGAUGGGAUGAGGGAAAUGGCUCUAGUGCCUGAUGGCAUAACCUUUCUCGUUUUACUUUAUACUUGUAGUCAUUCUGGAAUGACGGAUCGUGGAAUUGAUUUGUUUUAUAGAAUGAGCAAGGAUUAUGGGGUUGAUCCCGGAGCAGAGCAUUAUGCUUGUAUGGUUGAUCUUUUGGGUCGGGCUGGUCGUCUAGAUGAAGCUACGAGACUCAUUAAUGAUAUGCCGAUGGAACCAACACCAGUAGUGUGGGUGUCAUUGCUUAGUGCUUGUAGGAUACACUCAAAUGUAGAAAUUGGGGAGUUUGCGGCAAAAAAGUUGUUAGAAUUGGAGGCCGAUAAUGAUGGGUCAUAUACAUUACUUUCAAACAUAUAUGCCAAUGCUAGACGCUGGAAAGAUGUGGCUAGGGUUAGAUAUUUGAUGAAACGUACUGGAAUCAAGAAAAGACCUGGUUGCAGCUGGGUCCAAGGAAGGAAAGGCAUGGAAACCUUCUAUGUUGGAGACAGAACUCACUCGCAAUCUCAGGAGAUAUAUGAAACACUUGCAGAUUUGAUUCAGCGCAUUAAGGCCAUUGGGUAUGUUCCACAGACAAGCUUUGCUCUUCAUGAUGUGGAUGAUGAAGAAAAAGGGGACCUACUUUUUGAACACAGUGAGAAGUUGGCUCUUGCCUAUGCCAUCCUAACACUGCCCAGAGGAGCACCUAUUCGAAUCACUAAGAAUUUACGCAUUUGCGGUGAUUGCCAUAGUGCCAUAACCUACAUAUCCAUGAUCGUAGAACAUGAGAUCAUACUAAGAGACUCCAGUCGCUUCCAUCAUUUCAAAAAUGGAUCCUGCUCGUGCAAAGGGUACUGGUGA
Messenger RNA from Vicia faba (fava bean), 2565 nucleotides. NCBI's taxonomy places the organism in Eukaryota, Viridiplantae, Streptophyta, Magnoliopsida, Fabales, Fabaceae. The record is from the annotation of a GenBank genome assembly.